UGACUUUGCGCGACAGCAAAAAGGCUUCUAAAAUAGCAUGUCAAAAUAGAGAUUAAAACAUUUUAGAAAGAUGUCAAACUACUUUAUAAAAAGGUGUGGUACGAAGAGUUCAACCAAACUGAUACAAGGGUCUCAAGAUUAUCAGGUUCUGAUAUAUCAAGAAGGUAAACCUGUUUUUAAGGUAGAAAGAGGAACGCCACUUACUGUUAUAAAGAUGCUAUAUAAUGCCGACCCUAAAAACAAAGGAACCGUCAUAGCAGCCCUAAGACCCCGAACCGAUGAAUCUCUACCGUGUCUAGUAACUUUGGAGAAGUCUACAUUAACACAAGACAAAUAUGAUAUUAUUGCAUUUGAGCAACCCAAACCAACACAAAGAAUACCAGACUAUCAAGUAGGCCAGCCGAUUAUAACAAUGGGACCUAAUGGUCAGGUACAUGGUGCAACAGUAUUACCCGCAGGCUGGCCGGUAAAUACAACUGGUCUAACCUACGCUCCCGUCAAUCAACUAUUACACAAUCACACUUCUGGUCAUAUGCCUAUUACGUCAGUUAACUCGGCAAAGACUACGCUUAUGCACGCGACUACUCCGAUGUCGUAUGUUUCGCCUGUAAUUAGUAAUGUUAUGUCAAGUGCAAAUUUAGGAGCUAUUGGUGGUCAAGGGUCCUUUUCAAAUAUAAUCCCCAGAAAAAGUCCCUUGAGCCUUAAACCCGUUAAUACGCCUUCAAGGCGAAAACGAUCCAGCCAUAAGACUGCAUAUCCCAGAAAGAUUACUUUAGUUGUGCCAGACAAUGUGACCGAAUCACCUGGAAUUAAUGUUAAGAAAUUUCUAUAUCCAAAGCCGAUUAAUAGAACGGGUAGAACCAAUUCAGAGGACGCGCCACAAUUAGGCACAGACGAAUCGAGCUCAGUAGUUGUUUGUGAUAGUACGGCUGGUAAUGGACACGAAAAUGGACGGCUUUCUUCCGAAGGAACUCCGUCUCCACCCAAGGAGGAGCGUGAUCGAUUACUUCACCCUUCAAACUGUCAACAAAUUCACGAGUCGAGUUCUCCGUCGUGGGAGCAAAGUGGCGAUGAUGGACACCCUAUUUAUCACAACCAACGAUCUGAUGGUAGUUCUCCCGAACACGACUCGAGUCUCGAGGAGGGCGAUGGUCACGCAGUGAUGAUCGACAGCGAUGAAAAAGAAAGUUUUUCCGCAGGCAAUGACUCUGACACUGGUAUCAUAGCAACGCAGAGUGGAAUCUCAAGCUUACCCGAGAAUAGGCAACUAUUCCGUAAUAGUAAUACUAGGAUACAACAUGUAGAAGGGUUGGAUAGUAAUGGUUCGCAUUACACUAGUCGAGCUCUCGACGAAGCUGCUCCGUUUCCACGCGACAACUAUCGAUCCGACGACGAUAACGAAGAAAGUGACGCGUCUUUACAGUUUACCACGGCAAUUGUGAGGCUUGAAAAUACUGUACGAGUCAAGGCUGAACCGCUAGAACGAAACAGUAGUCCGUGCAGUGGCGCUUUUAAUAACCUGGAAUCAAAUGGGGACGCUACUAUGACAAAACAAAGAGCCACCGGUCACUCUUCUAAUUCUGUAGAAAACGAAUCUUCUAAUUUCCUUCCAACUAGUUCUGUGCGAGGAAUUGAAAACGAUGGGGUGUCUGGGAUGCCCCCUAUGCACCCUGGUACCCCGAGUAUAUCUACGGGAAUGCCUAGUAGUUUAACGCCGUAUCCACCCAAUUACCCUCGAACAGGUGAUGGUGUUGCAUUUCGAUGCGAACAAUGUCAAAAAGAAUUUGAUACUUCGGCUGCUUUAGAACGUCAUAGACGAUCACAUAGCGGAGAAAGACCUUAUAAGUGUAAGAUAUGCGGUUGGGGAUUUAAUUUAAGUGGCAACCUAAACCAACACAUGGCCAUACAUCAAAAGGUGAAGCCAUUUAAGUGCGUCUAUUGUGGUAAAACGUUUGCGCGAUCGAAUGUUCUCAAAGCGCACGUGCGCUGCCACACGGGAGAACGUCCUUAUCAAUGUGAGCUUUGUGGUGCUAAGUUUAUUAUUCCACAUAAUUUGAAAAAGCAUCUCCUGAAUCGUCAUCAAGUUGUCUGGGAAGAGAGGAGAUGGUCAUCUGGUAAAGCUGAGAGCUGAAUUACCAACAGAACGGAAAUAAAACCUAUUUUUCUCGAUAUCAAGUGGUUCCAAUAAGGGGAGAUUCAUUCUAGUGGCCAGAUCCCGAUUUUAGAUGAGAUGUUUGAAUUAACUUAAGUGAAUUCCUGUACUUGGAGUACUAUUUAAUAGUAUCAUGUUAUGAGGGUUAAAUGUUAAGGCUUCGAAAGAGAUAACUGCAAGGGGGUGCUUGUAACUUACGAUGAAUGUUGCUAAGUCUAUUGUUGAUAGCACUUAAUGUAUUAUGGGUAUUAAUCCUACUCUCAAGACCAAAACUACAUAUAUUAUAUAUAUAUAUAUAUAUAUAUAUAUAUAUAUUGCAAUAUGCAUAAACUUUGACCCUCCCUGAUGGACAACUCGAAAAAAAUAUCAGGGAUCAUAUCCCAUAAUUUUUGAUAUACUUCUAAUAUACUUGUAUAUUUGCACAAAUGGUCAAAGUUUAUGCGAACCGCAGUAUAUAUAAAUGAAUAAAUAUAUAUACAUUAGCCAACUUGGUAACAACGUCUAGUGUGGUUUCCCAUAAUGCAUUUUGAGCCCUGUCAACAAUAGAUGCACAGACCCGUUCACAAGUGAGUAUCUUGUCUUAAAAACAAUCAAAAACAGCAAAAUUAUUUUCAAAGAAUACAAAUAAGUUGUCAAGACAAAAAUAACCGCUUCGCUGAGAGUCUGUAUAUGUAAAAAAAUGCGUUCUAGUUUGCUUGGUUUGGAUGGCAAAUAGGAUGUGUGUAAAUAGAUGUACGCUGUGCGUACGGGUGAAUUGUUUGAUCAACUUUUUCGUUAUCAGAUUGACAUCGUCCAAAAUAGUAUAUAAGAAUCCUGCAAGACGGUCUUUGUAGAAAUUAGAAAAUACUUCGGUGUUGGGAUUAUGAGUAUUAGGGUUUAACAUGCCGCUUACGACAGCAGUCGUCGCAUCGUAAAAUAAAUUACCCUAAAAUUGGCGAUGCUCGAUAUAUUUUUGUGCUUUGUAACACUUGAAAAACACGUGGCCUGUGCGAGACAGCGCAUGCGACGUGUUGACUUAACCAAUCUAUGUCAAAUCUUUGUUUAUUCUAAUUUGUUUAUUCUUGUCGGGAGAGAUCAGUGUUCCCCUGCUAUGUCUCUGAUCGAAGGAAGAGGACGAAUGUGUUACAAUAUGACAUCGUAAAAGUUGAUCUCAAAGGUAGAGUUAUUCGAUAUUUCUAUUCAUGUAAAGUCAGAAGUUCUAUUUCGUUCAUCAAAGUCGACUGAAAAAAGAAACUAUGAUAUGGUUUGUAGAGCAGCUUGCGCAAGAAUGGAAAAUAUGGAAUGUUACUCGCAAAUGGCUUUCCUUUGAAAUGACGCACUAGAAAGAAUUCAAUCACUACGCAGAAUGAUUGAACAUAACUGGGAAGCCAUUCGAGAGACAGAAAUGUUUCCCACUCGAACCAUGAAAAUCUGCUCUAUUUGUUUAGUAAAGUAAACAAAGUUCUAAAAGCUCAAA
Molecule: messenger RNA, 3608 nt
Organism: Actinia tenebrosa (Australian red waratah sea anemone)
Lineage: Eukaryota; Metazoa; Cnidaria; Anthozoa; Actiniaria; Actiniidae
Biological process (GO): regulation of transcription by RNA polymerase II
Cellular component (GO): nucleus
Molecular function (GO): DNA-binding transcription factor activity, RNA polymerase II-specific
Source: RefSeq, a predicted model, not a curated record